GCGAUCAUAAGUUACGAACAAGUUAAUCGAGUACGUAACUUGCACGUUCCUGGCAUAAUGCUUUUGGGUUUUCAAUCAAAAAGUGAAUUCACAAAAAUUGUUUGCUGCAAACCAUGCAAUUUUAUAUAUCCGCAUGACCGCCAUAUUUUGGGAUCAAAAAGACUCUUUCGGGCAUUAUGGGAACGUUGUCGCGACUUCGAUAAAGUCACCGUAUGUUUAUUAACUAGCAAAAGUAAAUCUAUGCUUCAUUAUGUUGCUCUGAUUCCCGUCUCUCGCGAGAAUGCAACGGUGGAUUCUUAUCAUUCCUUACUGGCGAAUGAUAGCUUCAAAAAUGUUUGUUUACCUUACAAUUACUAUGUAAGCCACGUGGAUUUUAAGGACUAGAAUUCAUUGGAAAAUCAUGCCAGCGACGUAGGAGUAGUAGUAGUCUGUGAGAAACUAGUUCGUAAAUUACGCUUGAUAUACCAUCCGAGUCUGUUGAGUGACCCUAAAAUGGAUCAUCUGUAA
Glossina fuscipes is the source of this 507-nucleotide messenger RNA. Its product is annotated as ATP-dependent DNA helicase 2 subunit 1-like. The record is from RefSeq and is a predicted model, not a curated record. Lineage: Eukaryota; Metazoa; Arthropoda; Insecta; Diptera; Glossinidae. Gene Ontology annotation, molecular function: telomeric repeat DNA binding; double-stranded DNA binding. Gene Ontology annotation, cellular component: Ku70:Ku80 complex. Gene Ontology annotation, biological process: cellular response to gamma radiation; telomere maintenance; cellular response to X-ray.